Messenger RNA from Protopolystoma xenopodis, 378 nucleotides. The record is from the annotation of a GenBank genome assembly. NCBI's taxonomy places the organism in Eukaryota, Metazoa, Platyhelminthes, Monogenea, Polystomatidea, Polystomatidae.
AUGUCAGCCAAAAAUGCGUGUUUUGGAACACGUUUUGAGUGCAUGCAUACCCAAAUCGCCAGAGCUGACGUGACAUUUUGCGAGCCCGCCACGCCUGUCUCCCGUUCUCUCUUUUCCUUCAUUGGACCCCAAGUACCUCCGUAUCCCUCCGUCUACACAGCCUCCGUCUCUUUGGUCUGGCAGACACUUUGCGCCAAUGUGCAAAAGCCGGAAAGAUUGUGUACAUGUUCGCUUAAAAGAACGACUAGUGUCCUAUCUGGAAUCUCAUUUGUCCACACUCCAUACCACGUGAUCUCUGUCCCACGCAGACUGACGUUCUCUUUUCUCAGUCUACCCACGCAUUUUCUUCUGGACUCUCUCUCUCUCAACUGCGUUUAG